AGCCAGUACUGCGUUUAUUAAUUAGAUUCCAGCCUAUAUUGUUUCACCUUUGCACGAUUAACGCUAAGCAGAGGCCAGUUGUUUUUUUUGUUUUUUUUUUUGCAACUCGUUUGGCUAUUUUUCCUUCAACGUGUGCGAAUUUUGGCACAGCGCGUUUCCGCGUGCGUCCUACGCGACGUGCACUCUCUCUGUCUGAUCGCGUUGCGUUCCGCUUUAAGGAGACCUGACGUCAUAUUACGCGUCUGCUUUCGUCUCAGCUGUGGUCGUUUUUCCUCGCACGGAUUGCAAACAAACCUCACGCACAGGCGUCGCUUCCCGCCAGCCUUCCCUGUGCGCGCUGUCGGUGCAGUCCGCGCCCGAGCAGCGCGGGGGAAACGCCACGACAGCUCUUCAAUGAAACGAGGAAAUCCUGCACCAAAAGCGGGAGGCGGUAAACAGGCUGGUUUGAGCUAAGCUGUUCGAGCUGUGCUAAGUGGAGGAGAAACAGAGGGAGGAUAGGAGCGAGACACUGAGCUGCAGAGAGUGUGCUAGCUUGCCUCCAUGUCUUCACCUGUCAAUAAGAGAUCUACUUCUGGGUCCCGCAGAUUCAAUCCUCUGAAGGCCCUGCAGCCCAAAUGGCGCUUGCAGCAAAUACUGUCCUCUCCUUCUUCACCCCCUCCUUUUGACUAUUGCAGGUUUAUAGAACUAGACUACACCCCCAUGGAGGCAGGCAUUAUGGUCUCUAUGAGGCAGAGCCGAGGAUUUUUGACACCCAAGUCUCCGGAGCGCCACUGUCGGCGGAGUCCUGCGCCUAUCAGUAACCGUGAUCCCUAUGGCAAUGCCUCUCUCAGCAGCAGCAGCAACUCAGGAUCAUGCAAGGGGAGUGACUGCAGCCCCACCCCCAGGCGCCAUAUGAAAUACACCUCCUGCACGGAUAACCAUGGUAUUAAGCCACCUCCUCCUGAGCAGUACCUGACCCCUCUGCAGCAGAAAGAGGUGUGCAUCAGACAUCUGAGGGCACGGCUCAAAGAGACUGUUGAAAGACUCCAGGACAGAGACACAGAGAUAGAUGAGUUGCGGACUCAGGUGUCCCGGAUGCAGGAGGACUGGAUUGAGGAGGAGUGCCAUCGUGUUGAGGCCCAACUGGCCCUGAAGGAGGCACGCCGGGAGAUCCAGCAGCUGAAGCAGGUCAUUGAUGUUGUACGCUCCAGCCUGGGUGAGGCAGACUCGGGUGUGCAGAAGUGUUUCCAAGAUAUCAAUGUCCAGAACCACAAGUUGGAGACCCUGCUGCAGAGCAUGGAGCUGGCACAAGCCGGAGUGGCAAAAGUUGCAGAGGCCCCAGCUGGGGGUGGGGCAGUGGGGGCAGGGCCGUGGGUUGGUGAGGGGUCAGUGGGCUCUUGUGAAGGCUCGCCGGCCCGUUCACUAACCCGCAGCUCUACCUACACUAAACUGAGCGAGCUGGCACCACCUGAACGCAAUGAAAGUGGCAGUGGCUCAGAUGUGGCGUGCUGCCUGUCAGCCGAGGGUACUCAGGAUAGUGGUUUUGUGUGCUGUGGGGAGAUGGAUGGGGGUGGAGCCACACGGGCUGAGCUGCUGCUGGAAGCUGCUUGCCUAUCAGAGGAAACAGCAUCGCUGCUGAGCGCUUGCUCACGCCUGCCACACUCAGCUACCUACGAGGCACUGAGCUGUGGAGAGACACGGAUGUUGCCACUGCGCUGCAGCCUGGGUAGAACUUCUGGAGGAGAGGCAGCCACGAGCAUCAGCCACCCCUGCCUGUCGCAUCACCACCUGUACCUGCACCACCUACGAGAACAGGCAAUUCAGACAGAAUGUGACUCUGGACCCGCCUCAGCCCCAGUCCAUGGAGCUGCUUUUGGCUCUGACUUGGACACUAUUGCUGAGGUUCGCACUUUCCGCUCUCAGGCCUGCAGCCCCACCUCCACCUGGCUGUCAGAUGAGGGUGAUGAUCUAGACUCGGUCACCACUGAGUCUGUCAUCACGGCCACAGCUGGUGGGAUAGCCGUUUUCACAGCUGUCUCUACAGAGUCAGCUCUGGCACUAGGUACCAUGCCGUUUACUGCAGUGGAACCAUUUAAUAAAUCCUCUGCUGCCAACGAGUCUGCUGUGACAAUGGCUGUUGUUGAUGAUUCUUUUGCUGUGCUGCCCACUGCAAAAGCCAUGCCAGAGACUGAUCCUGCACUAAAUCCUUCUAGUCAAGAUCUACCCCCAAGCCCUGAUUCUGCCUCCUGCCCUGUGCCAGUGAUGCCAUUGGUGGAGGAGAAUGGAGAGCCCACCCCACAAACCACCCAGCCACAGUGUGUAGCUUCACAGACCAACACCAAUGGGGUCACUGUUGUAGAGGUGGAUGAGGAUAAUGAAGAAGACCAAGACGAAGGAGCAGCCAGCGCAGAGGGCUCUGGCUGUGGUGUGCCUGUAAAGAGCUACUGGAGCCGCCAUUUUUUAGUGGAUCUCUUGGCUGUGGCAGUGCCAGUGGUACCCACAGUGGCGUGGCUGUGUCGGGGCCCACGGCGCGGAGGCCAGCCCAUGUACAACAUUGGGGCAUUGCUGCGCGGAUGCUGUACCGUAGCCCUGCACUCCCUGCGACGAGGGGGAGGUUUGCGGCAUUACCCCGCAGGGGGAGGGGGGCCAGGAGGCAUAAAUAUAUGAGAUCAAACCUGGAGCACCAGAGAGGAUCCUCGAGCUGCUCACAGUGCUGUUUGCAGAUCAGACUGGCAGAGACUGUGAGGUGUUAAUGAACAGUUGACACCAGGUCAAGAGGCAAGAUUAACACUGCACCUUGGUUAUUAGUUAAAUCCUAAGCAUCACAACUCUAGUCCUGAUAUAGUAUGUUGUCCUGAUAUAGGACGGAAGAAAGUGGGAGAAGUGUUUUAUCAAUAAAUCUUUAUUGAAAACAUGUCAGUCCUUUGUGGUUUUAUAAAAUGGUACCCUUUACUUUCAAAACCUCAUCUGUGACCCUGUUAUCGACAAUUAGUUGGCAGGACAAGAAGCUUCUGAUGGUCAUCUGACAAACAUGAACAAUGCUGUUGGUAUUUUCAGGAGUAUAAACAGAGUGAGGAAAAGAACACAAUGUCUAAUUCUCUGUCUUCCUGUCUCCUGAUCCCAUGAUGUACUCUUCUGUUCAAAUAAAAUGGGGGUAAAAAAAAUAAAUAAAAUAACAAAACCUACAAGUGAGUGUUAAUACAUGUGAGUUUGUGUUUGUGUUGUGUUAUUGUGCAGUGUAGCUGAAGCACCUGAACAACUGGAGAUGAUUGUUGCUACAGCAGUUGUAGGUGCAUGGUUAGUUCUCCCAUUAUAGAACUGCUAAUCUAUUUAUAAGCUUCACAUAGACUACCGGUGUUCAAGGUGGCUUCUCCUGCUAGAAUGUAAUCCAUAGGCAAAAAGUACCUGAAACAUAUUAGCUUUAUUGUGUUAUUCUAAACCAAAAUGAGUGUGUGAAAGACAAAGUACAGAAUUACUAUCAGAGGACUUUUGGGCCUCUAGAUGGGCUACAUUUGCAAAAAUUAAAGCAUUGAAGGAUGCAUGGAGAACAAGCAAUCAUACAAUGUUUAUAGUAAUAAUAAUAAUGACGCUUAAUUAAGAUGAUCAUAAGAACAAGUCUAUAUGAGAUUUCUGUAGAGGUACAUUUCAUGUUUCUUUUGCACUUUGAGAAUUUGUCAAUCUUAAUAAUCCCUGUACUGUAGUUAUGAUGGUAGUGUCUCAUUUUUCAGUGUUUUGUGUUACUGAAGUAUCUCCAUGGAAAUGUUACUUUUGACUCAAUCAGCUCUAUGUGGUGUGACAUUUACUGAUAUCACCUGCACUAAAAUUCACUUUAUCACCAAGUUACUUGAAGUUUAGUGUGUAUGCAAUGUUCAAUGUUUGUAGGGCAGAUAUUCACAGAGAUCACAGUUUCAACUGACUCAAUCAUGUACAUGCACUGUUACUGUUUUAUCCUUGUGAAUGUCCCUCUACUAUAUAUCUUUGAUUACAACCUUCAUUAGUUGCCUUUUGCUCCCCUCUGUGUGGAGUCACUUUUUGUGCUGUCAGCUGGCUUUUAGGUAUUGCAAUAUACAUUCACAUGGACAUUGUGUCAUCAUAUGAUUUUCUGAGCUGUUGUUGCUUUUUCCUACUAAAACCACAUGACAAUCUUUUGUGUUGUGCAUUGUGUAUUGAAAACAUUAACUGACCUGUGGUGUGUUAAGUAAAUAUGCUAGCCUCAUUCUGGCUAUUUUAGCACUUGUGUGUGAUUGUAUGACACUGAACACGUGGCAUAAAUUUAAUUUGUUUUCAAAAAUUUAUAAUUUCAUAUUUUACGUUAUGAUUGUUUUAGAUAAUGAAUGUGUGGCCUUUGUGUAUUAUUUGUCCUGAAAUGGUCAAAGGAUGUUCAAGGAAUGCCAUUUUGGUCCAAACUUGACAGCAAUCCAUUACCUCUAAUUUAUUAGCCAGUAAAGAGCCAUUUAAAUUAUCUUCAAUGCUGUUGAUAGCAAGAUGAAAGCAAGAUGUUUGCAUUUAAGUGACUAAUAAGGCCUUGAAAGUUUUCUGUAAAGCCAUAUUCUACUAAAGGAUUGUAUGUGCAACCUACAUUCUAGUCUGAGUAAUGUACAUGAUUUAAUGAAGGACCCCUCGUGUGGUAGCGUGGGGACUUCAAUUUGUGUGUGAGGGUCUGUGUGUUAUGAAAUGUGUGCUUAAAAUGCUUGAUGGUUCUUUUAUUCCACUAUCUUUGUGUUCCUUUGAAUGACUUACUCUAAACAGAUUUAUGAAUCAUAAUUAACCCAGACAAACUCUUACUUAUACUACAUGUAACUUAAUGAAUUACCAACUAGGGGCCCUAUUUUUGCAAACCAUCACAGGAACAUGAAUAAUCAUGGUGUUGUAUGGAAGACGAAGUAUUAUUAAGCACUCUUCACCUUGUACCAGUAACACCACAAAGCUUUUAGAGAAUGCAGGCCAGCAGGGCUUAUAACACUAAGGUUUGGAAUUUUUACAUUUGGGCAUAGUAUAACAUAUUUCCUUUAGUUACUUGAAGCUGAGCUUUAACACCUAAGUUUGUUAUUUAUCUCAGCAUACAAAAAAGAACAGAAUGUCAUAUGCAUCACAUGUGAUACGUGUGAAUGAUAGCACUCUAUAUUUUUUUAGCUAUGCGUAAAUUAUGUUACACUUCCAAACAAUGUGUAAAAAUGAGGUAAAAUGAGGAACAAUAAAAUUGUUUCUUUCAAUGUUUGUAAUGUCAUUUAUGUCAAGUUGUUUGUCAAACAAAUAUGGGUAAAAGUCUAUUCCCAACUGUAAUACAGCUAUUUUAAUAGUAAUCAUAGAGUGUACAGGAAUCCAUGUUCACAGCUGUCAUUUCAUUUUCAUUCACUACUCUGUAUAUAAAAGAUUAUAUUAAACAGCAUGGUGAAUAUA
Pangasianodon hypophthalmus (striped catfish) is the source of this 5379-nucleotide messenger RNA. RefSeq names its product syntaphilin b (gene snphb). NCBI's taxonomy places the organism in Eukaryota, Metazoa, Chordata, Actinopteri, Siluriformes, Pangasiidae. The record is from RefSeq and is a predicted model, not a curated record. Bases 541 to 2646 code for a protein of 701 amino acids. Gene Ontology annotation, cellular component: mitochondrion; cytoplasmic microtubule. The transcript has 7 exons. Gene Ontology annotation, biological process: neuron differentiation.